AUGUGGGGGCCAUGGGGUCGCGGCAUCUUGAGAUCCGUCCACAGACGAGGAGUCAAACCUCUGGGCCUGCCCGGUGUAAUCCUUCCGGUGUUGCUCGCGCGAGCAGUACGACGAUGGCGCUCGAACGAGGUACUACCAGACGGCAGCCUCCCCAAGAUCCUCCUGCGUGAUUAUCAGGAAGACUGCAUACAGUCGGUCCUCGACUCCCUGGAGAAUGGGCACAAAAGGCUUGGCAUAUCCCUCGCCACAGGUGCCGGCAAGACCGUCAUUUUCACCCAGUUGAUUGACCGGGUGCAGCCGGUAUCUCCAUCCGCCACCCAGACUUUGAUUCUGGCCCAUAGGCGAGAGUUGGUCGAGCAGGCCGCUCGCCACUGCACCCGUGCCUACCCCGACAAGACGGUUGAGAUUGAGAUGGGCUCGCUGCACGCAUCAGGGGCCGCGGACAUCACCAUUGCCAGUGUGCAGUCCAUCAUCUCGGGAGACCGCAUUGCCAAAUUUGACCCGAGCCGGUUCAAGCUUGUUCUUGUUGACGAGGCCCACCAUAUCGUGGCUCCCGGCUACCUGAAAACACUGGGACAUUUUGGACUCGAAAGCAAGCGGGAAGACUCGCCACAUCUCGUCGGCGUUUCUGCUACGUUUUCCCGGUUCGACGGCCUUCGCCUCGGGACGGCUAUCGAUGAGAUUGUCUAUCACAAGGACUAUGUUGACAUGAUCAAGGACAACUGGUUGUCUGAUGUGACCUUUACUACAGUCGAAUCAUCAGCAGAUGUUUCCCGAGUCAAGAGCCAAGGCGACUUUAACGCUGCCCAGCUAUCCCGAGCAGUCAACACAGAUCAAGUCAAUGAGAUCACGGUUCGCAGCUGGCUGGCCAAGGCCAACGGUCGCAAGUCAACAUUGGUGUUCUGUGUGGAUCUUGCGCACGUUGCUGGCCUAACCCAGAAGUUCAGAGACUAUGGCAUUGACGCUCGUUUUGUCACCGGUGACACGCACAAGGUGGAGAGGAGCGAUUGCCUCGAGGCCUUCAAGAGGAGGGAGUUUCCGGUCCUGGUCAACUGCGGUGUAUUCACCGAGGGAACAGACAUACCCAACAUCGACUGCGUGGUUCUGGCUCGUCCAACCAAGUCUAGGAAUUUGCUUGUUCAGAUGAUUGGAAGAGGAAUGAGGCUGCACCCCGAGAAGGAUGACUGCCAUGUCAUUGAUAUGGUAUGCAGUCUUGAGACCGGUGUUGUCACCACCCCAACCUUGUUCGGCCUCGAUCCUGGCGAGCUGGUCAACAACGCCUCUGUUGACGAGUUGCGCAAGAUAAAAGACCGACAAGCGGCAGAAAAUGCGAGGGCCGCACAAGUCUACGACCACCAGAGGUCUGACGGGGUUGUGGAUGUAAAGAAAGUUACUUUUACAGAGUACAGCUCUGUCAUGGACCUCAUAGCCGACACCUCGGACGAGAAACACAUCAGAGCCAUCAGCCAGUAUGCAUGGGUCGGAGUUGGGUCGGAAAAGUACAUCUUGGCUGGACCUACUGGGACCUAUCUGAGGUUGGAGCGUACAAUCGAGAGCGGAGAAGGUCCGGCACCUUUUCGACUCUAUGAAAUCCGGGCGUUGCCCCCGGGCGUGGCCAAGUCGCCCUUUGCAGCUCCUCGUGAAAUCGCCAAAGCUACGACGUUCAGCGAUGCGGUGCACGCAGGGGACAAGUAUGCAUCUGAGAUAUUCCCUCACAGCUUUGUGUCAAGAUCCCAACGCUGGCGAAAUAGCCCACCCACCGCUGGCCAGCUGAAGUUCCUUAACAAGCUCAGAGGCAAGGCAGAAGAGCUGACGGAAGAUGAUGUUACCAAAGGCCAGGCCAUGGAUAUGAUCACCAAGCUGAAGCACGGAGCUCGUGGACGGUUUGCAGGCCUGGAGGCUGACAGGCGUCGCAGAGAGAGGCAAAGCAUUGUUCUAGAGCGAGAGCAGGCGAGGAGACAAGGAGAGCACAUCACGGUCGGACCUGUCGUCAUGUAG
Thyridium curvatum is the source of this 1998-nucleotide messenger RNA. RefSeq lists its product as uncharacterized. The record is from RefSeq and is a predicted model, not a curated record. Gene Ontology annotation, molecular function: hydrolase activity; ATP binding; DNA binding. The transcript has a single exon. The coding region runs from base 1 to 1998 and encodes 665 amino acids. NCBI's taxonomy places the organism in Eukaryota, Fungi, Ascomycota, Sordariomycetes, Thyridiales, Thyridiaceae.